AUGUAUUUCGUAAGAUCCUUCUUCAAAAACCUUUUAUCACCAAAAUCUUACACUUGUAAGGGAAAAACUAAGUUAAUCUGCAGAUUUAAUCACCUGAUAAAACCGAAAAACCAAUAUGUCGACCAACGUCAAAAGUCAUCGUCACAUAUUUUCAAAGAAAUUCCGAUUGAACUUUUCGCUUGCAUUGCAUCGUAUUUUGAUCUCAAUGAAUUAUUUAAUAUGGGAUUGUGUGAUCAAUAUUUAUUGAAAUUAUUAUUCAAUUUAUCUCCUCAAAAAGUGAGCGAGUUAAUCAAACAAAAAUCCAAAAUGAAGAAAAAGAGUAAAAAAUCCAUGGCCUUUGAGGAGAAAGAGGCAUCGUUAUGGAAAGAAGCAGACUCGACUCUUGUGACACCUCUCUCGAAAGAUGAUUUUGAUUUGAUUCAAACAAAAGUGUGGCGCACACUCGUUCAACAUUAUUUUCCAUUCUUUGACAUGAAUUUAAAUAUUCAAAAUUGGAUGCAAGUCGUUCGAAUUAGAGUCACACGCUUGAGAAAAUACACUUAUUUGACCUUGAAUCAAGUUUCUGUUCAACCUCAACCAAAAACUUUUUUGAACGAGAAGAAUGAGCCUUUGCCCAUAAGUAUCGACGAAGAUACCCAAUAUGAAACACCUUUCAUUGAAAAUUGUGAUCUAGUAUAUGAAUGUCCAGUGGUUUCAGAAUUAUUCUCAACAUCAAGAUAUGCGGAAAGUGUUCACUGUCACAAGUGCAACAAGAAAGUUCUAUUUAUUACUUCUCUUAGUCAAUUCAAAGCAUUGAUUGGUACGGAACAAUGUGUUGCGUUUAAUCAACCGUAUGGAGCAUGUGGUGGUUUUUGUGGAGGUCUGAUUUAA
Molecule: messenger RNA, 870 nt
Organism: Naegleria lovaniensis
Lineage: Eukaryota; Heterolobosea; Eutetramitea; Acrasida; Naegleriidae
Exons: 1
Coding region: 1-870 (289 amino acids)
Source: RefSeq, a predicted model, not a curated record